AGAAAAUUACGUAUUUAUGUACUCCCAAGAAACAGAGAGGCGCACACUGGGAUUAAGCUGGCAUCUUGAUUCCAGAAAGGAAAAUUCGGAGAAAAAACGCCUACGCCUGACUCGGAAAGGGUCUCAAGACAUUUGGGGUUCUUCCCGCACGCGCGGCGAAGACAUUUGGGUUUAUUCCUCAGAAAAUCUCUCUCUAUCUCUCUGUCCAUUUGGGUUUGUUCCGGCGCGAGAGAAGAAGCGGCGAAUGAUGCAGAGGAAUCAGCAGAAUCAACGGUCAAGAUCCGCCAAGCCAGCCACCGUACACGGCUGUGCCCAGUCCGGAGAUCUCGUCGGCAUUCAGAAGUUACUCCGAGAUAACCCUUCUCUUCUUAACGAUCGAAACCCUGUUAUGGCUCAAACACCUCUUCAUGUGUCUGCUGGUUACAAUAACGUUGGGAUAGUUAAGUUGUUGCUUGAUUCGCAAGGACCCGAAAAAGUCGAGUUGGAGGCCAAAAACAUGUACGGCGAAACACCAUUGCACAUGGCCUCAAAAAAUGGGUGCAAUGAAGCUGCUCAGUUGCUCCUUGCUAAUGGUGCCUUUGUUGAAGCCAAAGCAAAUAAUGGAAUGACUCCAUUGCACCUGGCCGUUUGGCAUUCACUCCGAGCUAAAGACUGCUCGACUGUGAAGACAUUACUGGAGUACAAUGCUGAUUGCAGUGCUGAAGACAAUGAGGGUAUGACUCCUCUAAAUCACCUAUCGCAAGGCUCAGGAAGUGAGAAAUUGCGGGAACUUCUUUGCUGGCACCGUGAAGAGCAGAGGAAGCGCAAAGCUAUUGAAGCUUGCAGUGAGACAAAGGCUAAGAUGGAUGAACUUGAAGAUGCAUUAUCAAAUAUAGUGGGGCUAAAUGAGCUCAAGUUACAACUUCGGAAAUGGGCAAAGGGGAUGCUUUUGGAUGAGAGGCGACGGGCACUUGGGCUCAAAGUUGGCCUUAGGAAACCACCUCAUAUGGCCUUCCUUGGCAAUCCUGGAACAGGUAAAACCAUGGUAGCUCGAAUCCUUGGAAGAUUACUCUUUAUGGUGGGAAUUUUACCAACCAACAAGGUAACAGAAGUACAGAGAACUGAUUUGGUAGGGGAGUUUGUUGGCCAUACAGGACCAAAGACUAGGAGAAAGAUAAAAGAAGCAGAGGGAGGAAUUUUGUUUGUCGAUGAAGCCUAUCGAUUAAUUCCUAUGCAAAAAUCUGAUGAUAAGGACUAUGGGCUGGAAGCCUUAGAAGAGAUCAUGUCAGUCAUGGACGGUGGAAAAGUUGUAGUGAUAUUUGCUGGCUAUAGUGAACCAAUGAAGCGGGUAAUUACUUCUAACGAAGGCUUCUGCAGAAGGGUAACAAAGUUUUUCCAUUUUGAUGACUUUAGUUCAAUAGAUCUAGCCAAUAUUCUUCAUUUAAAGAUGAACAACCAAGCCGAAGAUAGCUUGUUGUAUGGAUUUAAGUUGCAUCCUUCAUGUACGGUUGAUGUUGUUGCGACACUGAUCGAGACAGAAACCAAUGAAAAACAACGGAAGGAGAUGAACGGAGGUAUUGUGGAUCCAAUGCUGGUUAAUGCUAGAGAGAAUUUGGACUUGAGACUCAAUUUUGACUGUGUGGAUACUGAUGAACUACUGACCAUUACCCUAGAGGAUUUAGAAGCUGGUAUCCGGUCACUAUCACGAUGAAAUCCUUACUCAGUUAACAGAGACCCAAAAUAAAAAGAGAACUAAGCGAAAUAAACGGUGGAAUGGGAUUAUUGGUGAUCUGCAAUGGGUAAGAUUAUACUAUUGUACUCUUUUUCCUUUUUUAGUAGGUGGGUUAUAUUCUUUGAUGCCAAGUUGUAUCAUGAGGCUUCAUAUUCGUUUUUCCUUUGAAGUCUUGGAUUUAUUGCCUUUUAAGUCUUGGAUUUAUUGUAGCUGGCAGUAGUUUUUCCUUGUAUGACGGGUCUGGUAAUGCUGUAGAUGAAAUCAAUUCUUUGCACUUAUUACAUUAUUUUCAUGUACAAUAGAGUUGCAUAAUGAGCAAAAUUACCACAAUAUUUUC
Rhododendron vialii is the source of this 2048-nucleotide messenger RNA. Its product is annotated as protein CfxQ homolog. Bases 17 to 1690 code for a protein of 557 amino acids. The transcript has 7 exons. The record is from RefSeq and is a predicted model, not a curated record. Lineage: Eukaryota; Viridiplantae; Streptophyta; Magnoliopsida; Ericales; Ericaceae. Gene Ontology annotation, molecular function: ATP hydrolysis activity; ATP binding; protein binding.